Messenger RNA from Rhizoctonia solani, 1569 nucleotides. RefSeq lists its product as uncharacterized. NCBI's taxonomy places the organism in Eukaryota, Fungi, Basidiomycota, Agaricomycetes, Cantharellales, Ceratobasidiaceae. The record is from RefSeq and is a predicted model, not a curated record. The coding region runs from base 1 to 1569 and encodes 522 amino acids. The transcript has 3 exons.
AUGAAGUCUGGACAACCAGCUCUCGUACUGAAGGAGCUCGAGGAUACGUGCCGCACGCCAAAAAUCCAACUCCAUGGGAACCACAACAAACGCAGCCACGACGGCCGAAUCAGUCUCCACACCCGGGAUCCAUCGCCGGCCCCUCCCCAACUCGAGGAAUCACUUGAAUCACUAACUUCAGCGUCUCAACAGCGCAGCCAGGGGAAGCUUAGAACAGGCCUUACCCUAGAAGAAAGCUUCGCAUCGCAAAUGACACUUGACGAGUUACCUUCGACGGCUCAAAAGGUGUCUAUCCGGAGGCAACACAACUUGACCACUUACAAACGCCAACGUACCAUGCGAACACGCUCGGCCUCGAUCGUCAGCGGAAGACAGUUCGCAUCGCCUGCUACAAUACCUAGUUCUGCGCUCAGUCAGACAGCCCCACUCAGUCAGCCAGUGCCUGACUCCACGCCUAGUACCCAAAUUAUCCCUACUUCCGUGCUUGGCGAAACGGAUCGCGAGUACUCCGAACUUUUCCCUAGCCUCGAUCGGAUCGAGCAUCGUUCCACCCCCCUUGGUCCAUCUGACCUCGAUCCUGCUCCAAGCCAGGCCGUCCCCCUCAGUCAAUCCAGCUCGUUCAAGGAUACUCAGUCUAGUACACACUCAUGCUCACCAAUACCCGCGCAUUUACUCCACCGAAAGAAACGUCGACGCCGUUUACCACCUUUAAAGAACCGUCUUGCGAAGAUAGCUAGGGCUCGCCUUCCUCGGCAGCCAUCUCCUGAAACCCUCCUCUCCCAGCCCCCUGUGGUUCCUCCGAUGGGCCAAGAGGAAGAGUACGGCGAGGAGGAAAUCAUGCGUGACGAAGAGGAAGUAGAAGAGAUUAAGCCUCCCCCAGUUAAUGUAACGCAGCGAAGGCUUGCUGCACCCGAGAACUUUACCAUACCGGAUCUGAAAGACCUUAUCGGCUACAAGGCUCAGGCCCAACCUCCGCGAACACCUGCACCACGCUUCAUACUCCCUCAAAACACUGUCCGCCCCGGACGGUCAACUCAGGGUGUAAAGUCUCCAUACAAACGAAAGCCAGCGAGCACCCCUCGGCUGAAGUUUGUUGCACUCGAAGCGCAUCAUGGGCAAGCGACUACAAGAAUAGGGAAUACAGCUACGAAGCUACUUCCCACUCCACAGACCUCCCCAGUGCGCAAGGCUUUCGUAUUUCCGCAAAGGGGCGAAACAGAAGACCCGGUCCAGAACUUCUCGAGCAGGCAGCCUGAGUCUUCUCCAUGUCGCGUGCUAGUCAAGGCGACUCCUGAAAUCGAAGAGCCUCCACCAAAGCUCCCGAGUAUUGUGGAUGUUGUGUCUGCCCGACUUACACCCGAGCCUGAAGUCGAAGCGAAACCUACCCGCUCCUUGGCACCUAUGUCCGAACUCUACGACAAUUUGAUGAAACUCGCCAGGUCGGCAGAACAGAUGGGCAGGCCUAUUCUCCCAGAGUCCUCGAGCUUGAAGCGAAAGAUACAAAGUACCUCGAUCCCAGAACUAACGUUUAAAGUAACCCAGUCGACGAAAAUUGCGAGAUUGCAAUAG